Rhopalosiphum padi (bird cherry-oat aphid) is the source of this 2725-nucleotide messenger RNA. Its product is annotated as synaptic vesicle glycoprotein 2B-like. The record is from RefSeq and is a predicted model, not a curated record. Gene Ontology annotation, cellular component: membrane. The transcript is spliced from 12 exons. Gene Ontology annotation, biological process: transmembrane transport. Lineage: Eukaryota; Metazoa; Arthropoda; Insecta; Hemiptera; Aphididae. Gene Ontology annotation, molecular function: transmembrane transporter activity. The coding region runs from base 587 to 2149 and encodes 520 amino acids.
GACUCGAUAAACGCAGUAAACCACCGCCACCACUGAUGUAUCUCUCUAUUACUCGUGUUUUUAUCUGAACUUAUUAUUUUCGGGCCGUCGUUUUUACAUAUAUGUUGUACGCGCACCGCGGCAGUCUACCACAACAAUUAUAGGUACGCGGUACCCGAUCGCGAUAAUACCACCGAAAAACCACCCAAAUCUACCACGACGAUAUAAUAUUAUUAUAUACACGACAUUUAGUUAGAGCUUGCACGUGAAUGUGUGCGCCCGCAAAAGUUGAAAAACCGACCAGAUCCGAAUAAUUAUCAUACAGAUAAAUAUUAUAUAAUAUUACAUUGUAAUUAUUAUCCUCGUGUCGUCUUCGUAUUCGUUCGCGUAUACACAUGUGUCCGUGUAAUAGAUAAACGUUAUUUUUUUCCUAAGACACAUAAUAUUGUAUUAUAAUAUUAUUAUUACAUAUACGUCAUAUUUUUGUACGCUGUUAUUGAUUGAAAUUUUUUGAUUUGGUUUUGUUUUUAUUUUCAACUAUACUUUUCGGUUUUGGUUCAUCUAUGCAGAAACUCAUACUACAGACUUACGAAGCACCAGGGACGUGAUGGGUUUGGAUUUCUUGGAUAAUGGCUCAAUUUUUGAGCACGCCAUAACGUGUGCAGAAUUCGGCCGAUUCCACUAUUUCUUAUUGGCACUAUGUGGUCUCAUCUACAUGAACUGCGCUAUAUCCGUAAGUGUUGUAUCUUUCGUCCUGCCUUCGGCGCAAUGCGACUUCAAUCUCAGCUCAUCAGACAAGGGCUUAUUGAACGCCGUGCCUCUUUUAGGCAUGCUCCUGGGAGCGUACUUUUGGGGCUGUCUAGCCGACAUGCACGGUAGAAAGAAGGCUUUGAUCGCAGCGCUGCUCGUGGAUGGCCUAUUCAGCCUGCUUUCGAGCUUCCUCACUUUCUUUUGGCCAUUUUUGUUCUGUCGUUUCUUCAGUGGUUUCGGUCUGUCCGGAUACUUGGGAAUUUGUUUCUCGUAUUUGGGUGAAUUUCAGCCGAAAAUCUAUAGAGAAAAAGUGCUGUCAUGGUUGGAAAUGUUUUGGACAGUUGGCAUUAUACUGCUACCACUGGUUGCUUGGGGUAUCAUCCCGUUGCCGUCCAACUACACUAUCGGGAUACUCAGGUAUUCGUCAUGGAAUCUGUUCCUAACGUUGUGCUCAUUGCCCAGUAUCCUUUUGGCCUUGUGGCUGACCCGAUUCCCGGAAAGCCCAAAGUUUCUGUUGGAGUGCGGUGAAUUUGAUGAGGCACUCGAAUGUCUAAAGCGGAUUUACACGGAGAAUACCGGCGAACCAGGAGACGCAUAUCCUGUACGGAGUCUCAUAGAGAACGAAGUCCGAUGCAGCGUUAUCAGCAUACAGUCAAAGCGUUCGUUACGCAGCAUGAAGACGGUCAAAACGCCAAAGGACCUCAAGAACCUGCUUAACGAGGUGUGGUACCAGACUAAAGAAAUGUUUAAACCACCACACCUAAAGAACACGUUGCUCACGUGCCUCAUACAGUUUGGACUGACUUCCAGUUACUACACGCUGAUGAUGUGGUUCCCGGAGCUGUUCAAUAGGUUCGAGACAUUCGAACGCCAAAAACCCGGAGUAGAAGUGUCAGUGUGUCAAGUGUCAUCCGUGUACAUAGAACAUGAUGGCGCUUUGAACACGGCUGACUUGUGCGGAUCAGCAGUUGGCGAGUCCGUGUACACGCACACUCUGUGGAUCGGCAUAGCAUGCAUACCCACAUCACUGUGGAUGCCCCUAUGCGUGCACCGACUUGGCGCUAAAUUCUUCUUGGUGAUGUGCCUAUUUGUAUCUGGAAUUGUGGCCGCCGCUCUGUACUUCGUGAAAAACGCUUUGCAAAACCUCAUACUGUCGUGCCUGUUCGAAGCAUUCAGCGGACUGGGAAUCAGUGUGUUGCUAUGCAUCAUGGUCGAUCUGUUCCCCACCAAUAUGAGAGUAAUGGCAGCCGCGGCUUCAGCGACGUUCGGCCGCCUUGGAUCAUUGAUGGCCAACAUCACAUUCGGACUGCUCAUCGACUCUCACUGCAUUCUGCUAAUCAUCAUAUUCAGCUCGUUGUUGAUAAUAAGCGGACUGCUCUCUUUGGCUCUUCCAAACGGAAACAACAAAGACUUAGACUAGCGGUCGGUAACCGCAGACCACUCCAUCGGAUAUAUACAUUCGGUAAUAUGCAUAGAUAAAAUAUUGCUUUAACUGCUGUUGAAUUCACGGAGAAUGUCAGCGUGAGUGUGCUGAAUUACUGUUCUUCUGGAUACCUACAAAAUAUUUAUUUUUGGAAAAAAAAUUAUUUGUAAGUUUAUAACUUAAUUAUAAUGUGACAACUAUUUUUUUUUUUGUAAAUAAAUAAGUGUAUCCGAUAAAUAUUUAAUUUUUAAGUACCUAUCAUGUGUGAAUUUUUCAUUCUUUUUUUUUCAUAUUAUAUUGUUAUAAGAUAAUAAAUAAAAUAAUAUUUUAAGCAUAAGUUAUAAUACGCCCUACGAUUUUGUAACUUUUAUUAAAAUAUUAUGUUUUAUUUAUGAAGUUACGAAAUGUUACCUUAUUUUUAUUCCGUUUUACCUAUAUAAUAUAACAUAUUUUGUUCGAUUGUUAUUAUUAUUAUGAUAACGAUUUUUAUUAAAACUUAUUAUAAUAUUAUACACUAUAUAUAUUAUAUUAUAUAUAACUAAUUAUAAAAUGAAGUAAAAAUGUGUUUUUAUA